AUGAAUUCUAAUAAUGAGUACUCGUAUCACGUACCUGACGGCAAGGAUAAGGAUAUACUAGACCAGUAUGACUCCAAUGUAGGUACUUCUCCAUAUUCGGCUCCACUAGAUUCGUCAGCUAUGCCUAACGGGUUCCUUGGCCAUGUCUUGGAUCAAGACAUGUAUAUCAAACAAGAAGACGACAACAACACCCUCACCCAGGCCGCACGUGAUACAAGGUCUAAUGGGGUGCAACUGCUGAUUAAAGAAGACAUGUUCCAAGAGACUGGCAUGGGCGGGUUGGGAGCGGUAUUUCCAUUCGAGCCUAUAUCACCGCAAUGGCCCGCAAACAUGCCCUGGGACUUGAGUGACCAGAGUCCGCAAACACGUCUACUGCCACAGGAGCCCCAGCCUGCCCAGACAUCCCAGAUAACCCAAAAUAAACCAUUAAGCAGAACACUGUGGAGAUUACCUACUCAGCUGCAAAAUUUCCACGAGCACCGAGAUUCUCACGGAAGCCACCCCGGCAGCAGCGGCUCAGAAAGUCGUCAUGCCAGCACCAGCGAGGUGAACACGGAUCGGGUGCCGGGCAGAUCGGCACACAAUAUCAUUGAACAGCGUUAUCGAAACAAAAUCAACGAUCGCUUCGACGAGCUUCUGGCAUGUGUACCGGCACUCCGGGCUGCUUACCGGCGUCGCAGUACUUUAGACGGUGUCAAGGCAGACGAAGACGAGGACGAGCCAGGCGGGUCCGACGAAGACUUAGAAGGACUUGCGCCCGCCAGAAAAUUAAAUAAGGGCACCAUACUUGAAAAACUGGUGGAAUACAUCGAGUUUCUCAAAUUGAAAAAUGCCCGUAUAAUGAAGGAACGAGAGAAACUACUAGAGCAGGCGCGCAUGAUGGGGCUUCGGGUGGAUGACGAUGAGUGA
Meyerozyma guilliermondii ATCC 6260 is the source of this 909-nucleotide messenger RNA. It is a transcript of the gene HMS1, whose product is annotated as Hms1p. Lineage: Eukaryota; Fungi; Ascomycota; Pichiomycetes; Serinales; Debaryomycetaceae. The record is from RefSeq and is a predicted model, not a curated record. Gene Ontology annotation, molecular function: protein dimerization activity. The transcript has a single exon. Bases 1 to 909 code for a protein of 302 amino acids.